Suillus plorans is the source of this 966-nucleotide messenger RNA. RefSeq lists its product as uncharacterized. The record is from RefSeq and is a predicted model, not a curated record. The annotation marks the transcript as partial. Lineage: Eukaryota; Fungi; Basidiomycota; Agaricomycetes; Boletales; Suillaceae. The transcript is spliced from 7 exons.
UCAUCGGACGAAUCAGGACAAAUCAUUGAUACUAACCACGGCAGGAAUAUCAGCAAAGAAUCCUAUCGGAUGCGACAUGCAUGCAUAUGAUUGAUCAAGGAAAAUGAAUAACCAGGACUCCUAAACAAGAAUUUGGUCGAUGAGAUAUGGUGCACAGACUCGCGACCAACCUGCGCCAGCAUACUCUAUUUAAAUGCACCAAUUUGAGGGCUGUUCACGACGAACUAUCAAACGCAAUACUUGCGAGCGAGAAUUCGACUAAACCGGCUCGUUUCGUGCACCAGCAUGAACCUAUUAUCGUAUCUCUACGCUUCCGACGUCCAUGUGUCAGCGAAAGUUAUGUUUUUGACUCGUGCAAUGAUCUCAUGGUCCGACGCGAUCCUCUUGUAUUCUCUGACACGCCGCUGCGCUAGCAAAAAUGGACCGACCGAAAGGCUGUCCAAGGCGAGCGAUACUCCUGAGCAAACCGCCGGAGUUAGUAACGUGUCAGAGUCGUCCAUCAGGAACCCGGGCGAUUUAGGUGUUGGACAUAAACUUGACCAUGUCGGGGCGAGUCUCAAGGAGUACUCUGAUAAAGUAUUACUGGCGGUUGCACGGCACAGGAAAAGACCAUACCAUAUGUACCAGUUGCUGUUUAGUUUCGUCCCUCCCUUGGGUGAUCAUGAACUAUCCAACUUCUCGCACAACGUUCAUCUCCGCUGUGUCUGGAAGACUGUUGACAAUAGCCCUGUGAUCGUCGUUCGUCAAGCAUCGUUGUUGUCGUUGUCGAUCACGACGUGUUCCUGCACAUACCACGGGAUUCCUGUAUAUGCGAAAAUUCUGAAAAGGGAACUCAAGUUGUUGAUUCAAUACUACACGAGCAUAAUAGGUGACCAGGUCGCACUGCAGGUUGCUCAACACCCUGUACUUUACUUUUCUUCAGUCAAGCAGACAUAUAACGCCAUCUACGUCGCAGAGAGCGCUUCU